AUGGCACCGUUGCGCUGGGCAAUCGUUAGUGCGGGUACGAUAUCGCAUGAUUUUGCUUGUGCCGUGUCCACGUUGCCCGCGUCCGACCACCAGCUGGUGGCCGUCGGUGCCCGUGGGCUGGAAAAUGCACGCAAAUUCGCCGAACUGCACGGUAUACCGCGGUUCUACGAAGGGUACGAAGCGAUCGCGAAGGAUCCGGAAGUGGACGUCGUGUACGUCGGUACGGUCAACAACGCGCACUACGAGGUCAGCCGUAUGAUGUUGGAAGCCGGCAAGCACAUCCUUUGUGAGAAGCCUUUGUGUGUGAAUCGCGGCCAGGCCCGGGCCCUGCUCGACUUUGCCCGCGCACGGGGUCGUUUCUGCAUGGAAGCGAUCUGGUCACGGUUUUUCCCGAGCUACGUGCAUCUGCGCGAACGCAUCGGCCGGGGUGAUCUCGGACGGAUCGAGCGGGUCGAGGUGCAGUUUGGCUUUCCGCUCACGCACGUCGAGCGCGUCCGGAUGAAGAGCCUCGGCGGUGGCACCGUGCUGGAUCUGGGCGUUUACACCAUACAGGUGGCCAUGUGGGCGUUCCAGUCGGAACCGGUACGCAUCGAAGCGGCGGGCCAGCUGAACGAUGAGGGUGUGGAUGUCGGUGUUACGGCGACAUUGCACUUCCCCGGUGGUGGGGUGGCGAACAUUAAAACCAGCGCCAUUGAUAAGCUGCCCAACACGGCCGUUAUCAUCGGAACGAAGGGCUCUAUUACACUCCACGAUUUCUGGUGUCCCAUCGAGCUGACCGAUGUUGAUGGUACGGUGCGCUCCUACCCGCUGCCAGCAUCGAAAGUGGAAUGCAUCCUGCAGAACAGCGUUGGACUGCGGUACGAGGCGGAGGAAACACGUCGGCGCAUCUUGGCGGGAGAGCUCGAGUCACCGUCCGUAUCGCACAGCGACAGUCUGGCCAUUGCCGGGGUGCAGGAUGCGAUCCGGAAGCAGAUUGGGGUGGAAAUGCCGGAGGAUUACAUCUUCAAAAGUUAG
Molecule: messenger RNA, 1014 nt
Organism: Anopheles marshallii
Lineage: Eukaryota; Metazoa; Arthropoda; Insecta; Diptera; Culicidae
Product: trans-1,2-dihydrobenzene-1,2-diol dehydrogenase-like
Exons: 3
Coding region: 1-1014 (337 amino acids)
Molecular function (GO): nucleotide binding
Source: RefSeq, a predicted model, not a curated record